UUCACCCAGCGAUUUGUGGAUAUGGAUAUAAUGUGGACGCUUGCCAAGCACAUGCUCUGCGUAGUUCAACCGCCAUGGCACUGGCAGUAACCAAGAGCUUGGAUUCUUGGUCCAUUGAUCGCCUUCUUCCUCAAACACGUUCACAAUCCACGCCCAGCUCAAGAGCGAACGCGAGGCAAGAAGCGCUUUCUCUGCCCAUUUCAAGAAGGUCUGCAAUUUUGAUCUCUUCGCUACCUUUCGCUCUCGUUUCUGUAUCUCCGUCCGAGGCAAGAGACAGAAGGAACAAGAAGACCGUUCCUCUCGAAGACUAUCUCACCAGCCCAAAUGGGCUGAAGUACUAUGAUGUAGUGGAGGGAAAAGGUCCUGUGGCAGAAAAGGGUUCCACAGUUCAGGUGCACUUUGAUUGCCUCUAUAGAGGGAUUACAGCUGUGUCAAGUCGAGAAUCUAAACUCUUGGCUGGAAAUCGUAUUAUUGCUCAGCCUUAUGAGUUCAAAGUUGGAGCGCCUCCUGGGAAGGAACGGAAGCGUGAUUUUGUCGACAAUCCAAAUGGUCUAUUUUCAGCACAGGCUGCACCUAAACCCCCACCGGCAAUGUACUCCAUAACCGAAGGGAUGAAAGUUGGGGGAAAGCGAACUGUGAUUGUUCCUCCUGAGGCUGGAUAUGGUCAAAGGGGGAUGAAUGAAAUCCCACCUGGAGCUACUUUUGAAUUGAACAUCGAGCUUUUAGAAGUGGUGCAGCCUGAAAAAGGUGGGGCCUGACCUGAUUCGGGAACAAGAUUUCGAUCCCCCCAAGACAAGAAGUUGAGCAUUAGCUGAGUGAUUCUUUUGGAAGGACGAGGAGGGGCAAAUCCGAGUACUAAUUAGGUAGGGGAAAUUUUUUCAAUGGAACCUUGAGCUCUUUUCUUGCGACUACUCUCCAUGUGAUGAAAAUGUUAAGAGCAGUUGUUUGGUAUCACCCUGUAAAACAUAACAAAGCUCCAUGGCACCAAAAUUCUACUUUGGUAUUUGGGCAUAUGUCACCUUUUCAGUGUUUAGCUUUUGGGUCUGGUUGGGUAUCGAUUUUUAGGAGGUAUAGGGCGGCUGCGAUAGGGAAAACGUGACAGCCUUAUUUGUACAUACUGCCUAUUGUUUUAUUAGCAAAAGGAAAAGCAGAAGUUUAAAGUGUUGGAUAUCGUUUUCAGAGAGGGAAACGCAAUAAAUUGGUGUGGAUUUGGAUUGGAUUGGGAUUGGGAUUGGGAUUGGAUGGUUGUCCCAAGUGUCAUUUUGUGGAGCAUAUUCAAGGAUUUUCCUUUGUUGAUGCGUGGAAAGUGCCUUCCCAUUGCUUUGCUAGGAUACCUCCACGCAGGCUCCCACCCCCUUUCUGUGAAAAGAAGCCUCUUCCUCCUUCUCCUCAUACGACUUUGUUUUCGACAAGAUUCUACCACACAACAACACGUUGUUGGUUUGGUUCUCCCCAACUUGGGUUUCAACUUUGAACCCCGGAAUCAUUUCAUUUUGAGCCAAGUAUAGAUAGUUGGUGUUGUGUUUUCUUGUUUCACUGUGGAUAUGGACCAAUAAGAGUGAUCCAUGAGAGAGAAUGAAAAAUGUUGAAAACGGGCGAGAGAAUGUGGUUUUUGAUUUUGGAUUGGUUGGUGUUUCAGACUUCAUUAAAUAAUAAAUACUGCUUGUUUGGUU
Momordica charantia (bitter melon) is the source of this 1673-nucleotide messenger RNA. Its product is annotated as FKBP-like peptidyl-prolyl cis-trans isomerase family protein. Gene Ontology annotation, molecular function: peptidyl-prolyl cis-trans isomerase activity. Gene Ontology annotation, cellular component: chloroplast thylakoid lumen. NCBI's taxonomy places the organism in Eukaryota, Viridiplantae, Streptophyta, Magnoliopsida, Cucurbitales, Cucurbitaceae. The record is from RefSeq and is a predicted model, not a curated record.